AUGGCCUUUAAGCCCCUUGCCAUCCUUCGACCUGCCCUCAUCCAAGAUGGCCACCCUGGAUGGGGAGGGAUACUUGGAAGUAGUGACAAAUCGAUCGCCACACUCCUCGUUCGCGGUUGCCGAGGUGACGCGUUUACCCGGAAGAGCCGCGUGCUUGAGCCGGCUUCAGCGGCCAGGGCCACGCGGUUCGGUGGCCGAGAGUCCCAGGAGCGCAGGUCCUGUCAGCUGAGAGGCAGGCAGGCAGGCGGACAGGUCCUGGCAGGAGAGACACGAAAGGAGCUCGAAAUGGAGUCGCCAGCGGCGGGAGCCGGUCCUGCAUCGGCUGGACAGCUCGUAGCUGGAGAACCAAAGCCAGCGUCUCGCGGGCCCUUGGGCGCCGCCAGGUGGAAGCUGCUGCGGCAGGUUCUGAAGCAGAAACACUUGGAUGAUCACCUACGACAAAUAUCCGUAAGAAGAUUUGAAUCCUUUAAGUUGUUUUCAGUGACAGAAGUGAAAAAGGGGGAAACAGAAGAUGAAGCUGGUGCCUGGGUUCAGUAUACAAGUGUGUUUUAUCCUGAAUACAGUAUUUCUUUAAGGAAUAACCAAGGGCCUAUAAAUGUUGAAGAUAUUUUUACCAGCUUUGACAACACAGGGAAUAUCUGUAUCUGGCCUUCUGAAGAGGUUCUGGCCUACUACUGCCUCAAGCACAAUCAGAUGUUCAGGGACCUUGCUGUGUGUGAGCUAGGGGGUGGCAUGACAUGCUUGGCUGGGCUCAUGGUUGCUAUUUCUGCAGAUGUCAAAGAAGUUCUGUUAACUGAUGGGAAUGAAAAGGCCAUCAAAAAUGUGAACGACAUCAUCACAAGGAACCAGAAGGAAGGCGUGUUUAAGACUCAAGCAAUAUCAAGCUGCGUUUUGCGAUGGGAUAAUGAGACAGAUGUCUCUCAACUGGAAGGACAUUUUGACAUUGUUAUGUGUGCUGACUGCCUGUUUCUGGACCAGUACAGACCUAGCCUUGUUGAUGCAAUAAAGAGAUUACUCCAGCCCAGUGGAAAAGCGAUGGUAUUUGCCCCACUCCGAGGGACUACUUUAAACCAGUUUUGCAAUCUAGCUGAAAAAGCUGGUUUCUCUCUCCAAAGACAUGAAAAUUAUGAUGAACACAUUUCAAACUUCCACUCCAAGUUAAAAAAUGAAGAGUGGGAUACAUAUGAAGAAGACCUUCAUUAUCCACUUCUACUAGUUUUAACCAAACACGGAUAAAAGACUAAACAACUCAGAAAAGGCAAACAUCAAUGUGUAUAGUCAUAUAUAUUUUUCCAAAAAAUCUGAACAUUUAAUUGAUAAAAGAAAAAAAAAUUGGGGGGUGGGGGCACGUUGAUGUUGGAAAGUCCUAAGAUUUCUGCCUCGUAUCACCUCCAGAAUAUUUUAGGGUUUUGAGUUUCAGAUUUUACCUUCUUUUAGAUACAGUGAUUCUCAAGCUCUCCAAAGCUGUGUUUUCCUUGUCCUCCCAGCCGACUUCAUGCUCUUCCUGAAUCAAACUGUUUUGUUUGCCUGUGAAAACUCACAUAUACUUGUGGUAAACUCUAAUGCUUUUAUGGUUCAUUGGAAACAAAAUUGGUUUUAGUUAGAGUUUUUAUAGAGGUUUUCAUGUUUAGGGGAAGACUUCUAAACAAGGCAUACAUCAUGAUUCUUCUUUUGCCCCAAAUAAUUGUCUUUGGAACCUCCCCUAAAUUAACUGUUUCUCUCUCCUUGUGUCUCUGUCUCAGUCUCUCUCUCU
Molecule: messenger RNA, 1753 nt
Organism: Trichosurus vulpecula (common brushtail)
Lineage: Eukaryota; Metazoa; Chordata; Mammalia; Diprotodontia; Phalangeridae
Gene: CAMKMT
Product: calmodulin-lysine N-methyltransferase
Cellular component (GO): cytoplasm
Molecular function (GO): calmodulin-lysine N-methyltransferase activity
Source: RefSeq, a predicted model, not a curated record